AGGAGGAGGGAGGAUACUUCUGGUUGGAGAAGCAAAAGAUCCUGAACCUUCCUGAAAAAACAACCUCACACAUCUCACGCACCUCUCUCCCUCGAGGACGACAUCGUCGCAAAUUGAUGGAAUAUUGCAAGCGCGUUUAUCCAUUUGGAUCAUAGGGGUCAACUUUCAUGUGAAAGAAACUUGUUCGAUUUAUUUAUUUUUUUGACGGGGGGGGGGGGGACUCAGAUGGAUUUCGUGACUAAGGUGAGGACCUUGGGUUAUUGCUUUUAAGCGGCUCCAAUCACUUGACAACAUUUACAUAGAAAUAGCAGCUCUCCAAAUUUGCACAAUUUAUAGAUUCGAUGUAGAAUACAAACCUCCCAAUAUUCCAUCAUUUGAAACUCUCGUUUAAGGUCGCGAAGUAGGUAUCCUUGACUGAACUGUUGAAUUAUUGAAGCUACAACAUUUGCUUAUUUAUAGACAUUGGGAUAUAAAUCAUUUAUAUUAAUACACAAAUAUUUUGUGAACAAAAACCCGCCAAUCCCAGAUUUAUAUAGAUAUUUUGAGAUUGCGAACAUUAUUUAGGGGAGGUAUUUAUCGCAGGUGGUUUUUAUUCAAGGCCACUCUGUCUGCCGCUCGCAUUGGACUUGUUGAAGCAGAGAACCAACAGUCGACGGGGCGAAGAGUUGGAGAAAUGAGUCGUAUCACAAGGACUGACAUGAGAACGAACUCUGAACCGUCACCGUGUAGUUGCUUCAGGGGUAUAUAAUAAAGGAUAAACACAAACCAACCGAAUAACCAACCGUAUAUUCAUCUAAAUCUAUGAUCAGCUCGGUGUGUGUUUCGUCUUACCGAGGACGAAAGUCAGGUAACAAACCUCCGUCCAAGACAUGUCUGAAGGAAGAGAUGACCAGGGGGGAGGACUCGGAGAAAAUUGUUAUCAAUGUUGGUGGCACAAGACACGAAACUUACAAGAGUACACUUAGGACCCUACCGGGGACACGCCUGGCCUGGUUAGCCGACCCGCCAGAGACAAACACAAACAAGGAAUCCCUCCCCGUAGGACACAUAUCGCCAACUACAAACGAGUUAUUUUUCGACAGGCACCCUGGCAUAUUCGCUUAUGUGUUGAAUUAUUAUAGAACUGGCAAGCUUCAUUGCCCCGCCGAUGUCUGCGGGCCUCUUUUUGAAGAGGAGUUGGCGUUUUGGGGGAUAGAUGAGACCGACGUGGAGCCGUGUUGCUGGAUGACAUACCGGCAGCAUCGGGACGCAGAGGAGGCACUGGACAUAUUCGAACCACCGGACCCAGAUGACACGGACGAUGAACUACCCAGACGGUUCGGCAUUGAGGACUGCCCGGAAAGAUCGAGGGGAUGCUGCGAAGUUUGUCAACCAAAGAUAUGGGCACUCUUUGAGGACCCCUACUCAUCCAGGGCUGCAAGAGGCAUAGCGUUUGCCUCCCUCUUCUUCAUUCUGGUUUCCAUCACUACGUUCUGUUUGGAGACCCACGAGUACUUCAAUGACCUGCAGAACCGCACGGAACACGUGGUGGUGGGGAACCACACGGAGGAGGUUGUCUCGGUAGAGGUGGUGACCAAGCCCAUUCUGACCGUGGUGGAGGGCGUUUGUGUGGUCUGGUUCACCUUGGAGUUCUUCGUCCGCAUCGUUUGCUGUCCCGACAAGCUGCUCUUCAUCAAGAACAUGUUAAACGUCAUUGACUUCGUGGCCAUCCUGCCCUUCUACCUGGAGAUGGGCCUCAGCGGCCUGUCCUCCUCUAAAGCAGCCUCCGACAUCCUGGGGUUUCUACGGGUAGUCCGUUUCGUCCGGAUCCUCCGGAUCUUCAAGCUGACCAGGCAUUUCGUCGGUCUGAGGGUUCUCGGCCACACGUUGAGAGCCAGCGUCAACGAGUUCUGCCUGCUUAUUGUCUUCCUGGCGUUGGGCGUCCUCAUCUUCGCCACGAUGAUCUACUACGCAGAGCGGAUAGGGGCCCAACCGGACGACCCCCGCGGCUCUAAACACACCCACUUCAAAAACAUCCCUAUCUCCUUCUGGUGGGCCGUGGUCACCAUGACCACCCUGGGCUACGGGGACAUGUACCCCCAGACGUGGCUGGGCAUGAUGGUGGGCGCGCUGUGCGCCCUGGCAGGGGUGCUAACCAUAGCCAUGCCCGUGCCUGUUAUAGUCAACAACUUUGGGAUGUACUACUCCCUGGCCAUGGCUAAACAGAAGCUGCCUAAGAAGAAGAAAGCACACAAUCCGAACCCGGACGCUCCCACGGACACGGCCUCGUUCGGGAAGUCUGUCACUAACUCUCCCAGGGACAGUACUCAGAGUGAUACAUGUCCUCUGGCUGCAGAGGAGAAUAUCAACAGGAACCGCUCAGACUCCAAGCAGAACGGAGACGCCAACUUGGCUCUGUCGUCGGAUGAGGGGUGGAGCCUGACCCAGCCGCUGUCACCCAGCGAGAAGUGGAGCCUACGGCACGGCCACGGCCGCAAACACGUCCGGUCGGUCAGGGGGAACAAGGCCACCAAGAAAGAGGCUACCUGCUUCCUGCUUACCUCUGGGGACUUCUCGUGCACUGGAGGAGAGCACACCAUACGCACUGAGAGCUGUAAAGACAUCCUGGCCGCUACUGGGAACUACGCCCAACCAGAAAUCACCACUCUGACCUGAAGAAGUUGAUUGGUCGAUGAAGGAGAAUUGCGUGUGAACCAGGAUGUAGCACUGAAGGACAUGGGGUGAAGCUUCAGGUCUUAGAUCCCUCCUUCCUCUAACUGAGAUGAAGGUCCGGGUCCUUCCGGAAGAUUCUGGAAGAAGAUCUCUUGUCUUUCUGUCAAGUACACAGUACCCAAACUCUGUUGUAGAAUACGUCUAUCUGAUGCUUUAGGAGAUAUAGUUAUGUUUGUACACACAUCUGUCUGUUUCCAAGCAUUUAGCAUGUAUUGUAUUGCAUGAUCUAGCACUAUAUAAUGUACCAUGAAAGAAAAUAUCAUCAGUGAACUUAAUGUUAAGGGACACAUCUAAAGUUGAGGAGUGUUUUGAAUAUCUGAAGUAACUCCUAUUUCCAAAUGGUGUUUUCAAGAAAUUGCUACUAUUUGUGAAGGAUUCGAGUUGUUUGAUGUUUCUGUAAAAAAUGCUGCAGUCUUUCAUCAAUUAAGUAUAAUUGGUAAAUAUUGACUAACUAAAAUUCAACAGUUGCAUGGGGCGGCAGGUAGCCUAUUGGUUAGAGCGUUGUGCCAGUAACCAAAAUGUUGCUAGAGUGAAUCCCCGAGCCGUCAAGGCAAAAAAUCUGUCGUUCUGCCCCUGAACAAGGCAGUUAACCCACUGUUCCCCUGAACAAGGCAGUUAACCCACUGUUCCCCUGAACAAGGCAGUUAACCCACUGUUC
Molecule: messenger RNA, 3370 nt
Organism: Oncorhynchus gorbuscha (pink salmon)
Lineage: Eukaryota; Metazoa; Chordata; Actinopteri; Salmoniformes; Salmonidae
Gene: kcnc4
Product: potassium voltage-gated channel, Shaw-related subfamily, member 4
Exons: 5
Coding region: 802-2655 (617 amino acids)
Biological process (GO): protein homooligomerization; potassium ion transmembrane transport
Cellular component (GO): axon; dendrite membrane; voltage-gated potassium channel complex
Molecular function (GO): protein binding; delayed rectifier potassium channel activity
Source: RefSeq, a predicted model, not a curated record